This is a messenger RNA of Maudiozyma saulgeensis, 1119 nucleotides long. NCBI's taxonomy places the organism in Eukaryota, Fungi, Ascomycota, Saccharomycetes, Saccharomycetales, Saccharomycetaceae. The record is from the annotation of a GenBank genome assembly.
AUGCCACAAUCAAUUCCAAUCUACACCCAUUAUGCUUCUUCAUCGAACGUUUCACCAAUAAAGCGAGUAACUGCAACUGAUAUUUCAAUAAUCGAAGAGGCUGAACCAUGUGAAUUACAUGAUAGAGUCAAUUGUUCAGAAUGUGUGAGUGCUACUAAAUCCAAAAUGGAUCAGGUCUUGAAAAGAUCAAUUUCAUCGAAUGCUGUUAACACAAUUAAAAAGAGAAGAUCGUUUGUCAAUCUACAUAGAACACUGUCACAAACUAGUUGUUACAGUACAGGAUCAACAUCUGAAAAUAAUAUAAAUGACGAAUCGUUUGAUGACUUUAUGCUGCUGCUAUCUGGGGCAAGACAUCAAAGAACUGAUCAAAUGUGGGAAAUAUUGCCCAACGAAUCAAAAAUUUCAUAUCUGAGGCGUUUGUUGGAAAGACAACAACGGGAAGAGGAGUAUGGACAUAAAAUAUCGUAUGAUGAUUUAAAAACAUUGACUAGCAGUGGCAGAGGUGCUGUUGUGUCACAAAUAUUGAAUAAAAGAGGAGGUACGAAGAGAGCCCAGAGAGAGAGACAUAAUGGUUCAAAAUUAAAUGAUAGAAGGAGUCGAAUAAUAAGAGAAAUAGCCGAGGAGAUAUACGACGAAUUUUUGCAGCAAGAAUUAGAACAAUAUGAAAGAGGAGAAGAUUUUGGCCAAAAUACUCAUCAAAAUCGAGAAAUUGAAACGCCAAUAAAGGAUAAACCUGACUCAAUCAAAAAAAAAUCAAUUCAAUACGAUGAACUUCAAUUGGAGCGAGAUCAUCAACAACUUGAUAUCAAAAUCAAGGAAUUGAAUGAAUUAUUGGAUAAAUUGUCAAGCUUUUCUCCACUACCAACGCCUUCAACAGAUGAUGGGCAAACAAUUCCAAAUAACGAAACACCAGUGACAACAAUAACAAAAAAAUCAGCCAAACCUUAUGCAAAAAACAUUGCGUUUAACCAGUUGCCAAAAACAACUACCCAGGAGAAGAACCCCGGUUUCAUCAGCUGUCUGGCUUUGAAGUCAAAGAGUUUUAUUAAUAUAUUUAAACACAAGAAAAAGAAGAAACCAGCUGCACAAAACUUAUAUAGAACACCUAACCCAAGUUAA